Molecule: messenger RNA, 4882 nt
Organism: Pungitius pungitius (ninespine stickleback)
Lineage: Eukaryota; Metazoa; Chordata; Actinopteri; Perciformes; Gasterosteidae
Product: protein Hook homolog 2-like
Exons: 23
Coding region: 496-2634 (712 amino acids)
Biological process (GO): cytoplasmic microtubule organization; cytoskeleton-dependent intracellular transport
Cellular component (GO): cytoplasm; centrosome
Molecular function (GO): dynein light intermediate chain binding; microtubule binding
Source: RefSeq, a predicted model, not a curated record
UCAUUAAAAAUGUUACUCCUGAAUGUUAUAGUCACAUUUUUCUUUCAUUCUGCUUAUGAGGUAUGCAUGUAUUUGUGAUAUAUGUUCAUAUUUAUCCGUACCCUGUUAUCUUUUUGUAGCUAACGUUAAUGUUAAUUUAAAUCAAAGUAAUGACCUUCAAGAUUACGCGGGAUUACAUAGAGAGCUUAAAAUGACCGCAGGUCAUUAUUGUCUUCGUUAUUAUCAUUUUAUACCACGACCAGACAAGCUGACCCACAACUCACAACAUAAUCCGUUUCCAUGGGAACGCUCUUUAAUACGGAAGCCUUCUUGGAUAACUGGAGCUGAAACGCGAAGGGGAGGGGGCACGAGCUGCAAGAGGCCACGGCUGAACAAUGACUGACGUGGACAGGCGAAGAAGAGACUAACAAACUUCGGGGGGGGAUAGAAAAAAGUCUCCAGAGCCCAAACCCGUCGCCUCUCGCAGCUGCCGCGGGGUUCAACCGGCCCCACAAGAUGAGCGUGGACAAAGCAGAGCUGUGUGACUCCCUGCUGACGUGGAUACAGACCUUUCAGGUGCCGUCGUGCGGCAGCAAGCAGGCCCUGACGAGUGGAGUGGCCCUCGGACACGUGCUGCACAGGAUAGACCCUGCUUGGUUUAAUGAGACGUGGCUUGGCAGGAUCAAGGAGGAGAGCGGGGACAACUGGCGCCUCAAGGUCAGCAACUUAAAAAAGAUUCUUAAGAGUACGCUGGACUAUUACCAUGAUGUGCUCGAUCACCAGGUAUCGGAUGAGCACUUGCCAGACCUGAACCUCAUAGGAGAGAUGGGAGACGUCACUGAACUGGGCAAGCUGGUGCAGCUCGUAUUGGGCUGUGCUGUCAGUUGUGAGAAGAAACAAGAGCAAAUCCAGCAGAUAAUGACACUUGAGGAAUCCGUCCAGCACGUCGUGAUGACAGCCAUUCAGGAGCUCUUAUCAAAGGAGCCUUCAUCGGUAACAGGAAGCCCAGAGACCUACGGGGACUUUGACUACCAGUCCAGGAAGUAUUAUUUUCUAAGCGAAGAGGCAGACGAGAAGUUGGACCUGAGCCAGCGCUGUCGAGACCUGGAGCGGCAGCUGUCGGUGGCUCUGGAGGAGAAGGCUUCCCUACACGCGGAGACACGCUCUCUGAAGGAGAAGCUGAGCCGCUGCGACUCUCUGGACGCCUCCGCCACCGCCAUCACUGGCAAGAAGCUGCUGCUGCUGCAAAGUCAGAUGGAGCAGCUUCAGGAGGAGAACUACAGACUGGACUCCAGCAGAGAUGACAUGCGUGUGCGGGCGGAGGUCCUGGAGCGCGAGGUGAUCGACCUGCAGCUCCGGAACGAAGAGCUCACCAGCCUGGCUCAGGAGGCGCAGGCCCUCAAAGACGAGAUGGACAUUCUGAGGCACUCGUCUGACCGGGUAAACCAGCUGGAAGUGCUUGUGGAGUCCUACAAGAGGAAGCUGGAGGACCUAGGAGACCUGCGCAGGCAGGUGCGCCUCCUGGAGGAGCGCAACACGGUGUACAUGCAGCGCACCUGCGAGCUGGAGGAGGAGCUGCGCAGGGCCAACGCCGUGCGCAGUCAACUGGACACCCUCAAGAGACAGACUCACGAGCUCCACACCAAGCACUCGGCGCAGGCCGUGAAGGCUGAGAAAUGGCAGUUUGAGUACGAGAACCUUUACGACAAGUACGACGCCCUGCAGAAAGAGAAAGAACGUCUGAUCUCUGAAAGAGACACCCUUCGAGAGACAAACGACGAGCUCAGGUGUGCGCAGGUGCAGCAGAGGGGUCUCAGUGGAUCGGGGGGCUUAUGUGACAGUGGUGUCACCGCCGGGAACCUUGCUGCAGAGAUCAUGCCCACUGAGCUCAAGGAGACGGUGGUGCGCCUACAGAGCGAGAACAAGAUGUUGUGUGUCCAGGAGGAGACCUACAGGCAGAAACUAGCAGAGGUGCAGGCCGAGCUGGAGGAGGCUCAGCGCAGCAAGAACGCCCUGGAAACUCAGAACAGACUGAACCAGCAGCAGAUCUCCGAGCUGCGUUCUCAGAUCGAGGAGCUCCAGAAGGCUCUCCAUGAGCAGGACAGCAAGACGGAAGACGCCAUCUCCUCCUUACUGAAGAAAAAGCUUGAGGAGCAUUUGGAGAAGCUGCAUGAAGCCCACUCGGACCUCCAAAAGAAGAAGGAGGUCAUUGACGACCUCGAGCCCAAAGUGGACGGCAGCAUGGCAAAGAAGAUAGACGAGCUGCAGGAGAGCCUGCGGAAGAAGGACGAGGACAUGAAGCAGAUGGAGGAGCGAUACAAGCGCUACGUGGAGAAGGCGAGAACGGUGAUUAAAACCCUGGAUCCCAAGCAGCAGCCGGGGGCGGCGGCUCCGGACGUUCAGGCCCUGAAGAACCAGCUGACGGAGAAGGAGCGGAAAAUCAAGCACCUGGAGCACGACUACGAGAAGAGCCGAGCCAGGCAUGACCAGGAGGAGAAACUCAUCAUUACUGCAUGGUACAACAUGGGCAUGGUGUGGCAUCAGAAAGUGAGCGGCGAGCGGCUCGCUCCCUCUAACCAGGCCAUGUCGUUCCUCGCCCAGCAGAGGCAGUCCACCAACGCCAGGAGGGGCCUGACGCGCCCCCAGCCCAGGUGAAGGCAGGGUGAGCCGUGGUCGACUCGGCCCCUGAGCUCCUGCAUCUAUGCCUUGUUGCCUUUUUUUUUUAAACUAGAUCGCUGCACCUCAGAGAGUAUUCUCCAUGUUGCUGCUGCCCCCUGCUGGCUCUUAAUGGUACGAGAAAGCGCUUUUUCCCCCCUCUUGAGCCCCGGAGGAGAGAUACUCUGCUGCUGAUGAGAUUCAGAGUCCGUCCCACCUUGUUAUUAAGGUGGCUUUUAUUUCCUCUUGGGCCUCGUUUCUGUAAAGUCUGUUUUUAACUCUUUUUAUGUUGCUCAAUAGGAUGGACUGUUCAAAUGCUGUAGUCAAGAGAGUUGAGGGUUUUACUGUCAAUAUUUUAGGUGCUGAAGAGGACAUUGAGUCACAUAUAAAAUAUACUGGAAGUAGAUUAUGACAUUGAGCCGCACAUCUCCUUGGUUUUGUUGAUUCGUUUGGGUUUUUCCUAUAACUGUUGUCUUGAUCAUGUGUUUUGAGGUGAGUUUGACCCUUUUUCUUUUUUUUCCAAUUUGACAGACCUUGGAAAGAUGUUAAGAUCACAAGUGUUAUUGAUGUGUGUUAUUGGCUUUAGUCUUUGUCCCCUUUUUUUGCAUCCACUUAACAAUAAUUCUCUCCAGAGUUAAUAUUCAUGAUGAUAGUUGGCUGCAGUCUUCCCUAGAAAGGUGCGUUUUCUUUUUUAGUGCCUCAUAGAAAACUAAACGCUUUAUUUUAUGUCGACCCUCUUCUCCCCGUCUCACUGGGCUCAAAUAUAUUUGACUUAGACGACACAUCUGCAGGAUACUGUGACUCCUUCCUAUGAUUUUUCUGAACAAAGUUCUCUAAAUAUGAAUUUGAUAGUUACGUCAAUUCUUUUUUUUUAUGCCCUUUUUCCCUUUAGUUGUGUGAAGGACCUAAUUGCACUCACUACCUUUGACUACACUAAUUUUAAAAUAGGCAAUUUAAGGCCUCUUACUUUAUUGCAAAGACUGUAAUACACAAUGUAGUCUGAUGAUGAUGAUAAUAAUACUUGUGGCUGUUUACCACCGCUGGACCUCAUUUGCAUUGUAACUGAACGUGAAGCCAAUAAGCUGGAAUGAUUUUGUGCAUGGAAUACCUCCGGCAGUGUGUAACAGACGAUCCAUUUAUCAACACUACGUCUCACUGAUCUCUACUGGUUCAUUUCCCCUUUUCAACUGAUGAAGUCAUUGGAUUCCGUCCCUUUAUCAGAGCUACUGUUGAGUGACUUGUGCUUUGUCCCUGUGAGUGUUUGCUAUGACGACAGAGACCCGCUGUGCCCAUAUUUCUUUUCUUCCUAUUGAAGUUUCAUUGUUAGUUGAUAUUUAUGGUGUUGCGUCACUUUCUUUGCUGCACAUUUGCAUGGCUUGAAUGGGUUAACUUUGAGGCAGUGUUUUUGAUUAUGUCAUGUAGUGGUCUCGUUGAUCAUAGUGUACGUCUCACAGGGAUCUGAUGCAAGGUGGAAAUCUGUAGUAAGUCUGUUCUACUUUUGCACUACAAAUAAAUGGGAUCUUAAGAAAAGAAAGUCACUUGGUUUUUCUGAGCAAAUACAUUCAAAGUAAACAUCAGGAAUGUUUAACCUGACAUAAAACAUUCAUAAAAUCUGAGAAAAGCCAACUUUUGGUCACGAAGGAUUGGUCACUACCCUUCCUACAAAACACCAACACACCUAACUGAUAAAAAUAACAUUGUUUGCUAAUGAGGUCAAACUUACUUAAAUAGGCGGAGAAAAAUUGACAUUUAAAAGCACCGUAAAAGGCUUCGUAUUCUCUGAUGUAGUGUAUAUUAUGUUAAAGUAAAAUGUAGAAAAAGUGUAUCAUGUUAAAAGUUCAUUGCAUGUUGUGUGAAAAUCAGUCAACCGAGACGAAGACAAACAGCCAGCGGCUUCGUUCUGCUGGACCAGGAGGAAGGAGAGAUGUGCUCCAAGGAGCUUAUGAUGAAGAUGCUGUAGAUCCAUCAGGGAAAAGCUCCAAUAGAAGAAGGAACAGGAAGAUGGUUCCCGCUACCUCCAUAACGGCCACUUGGGGGGAGUCCUCCAUUACAGCCAGGACUUGACGGACCAAAUGUCUGUUAAUUGAAAUCCUCCAGUUGCCGCGACUGUUGGACUGGCGGUGGGGAAACGGAAGGUCAGCGUGUUGGUGACCUCGUGCUGUUCAAAGAAAGACUUCUGUGUAAAUCAAGCAUCUGGCUGAUUGCUUUGGAUGCUUCGGAUUCUUCUGGCACAUGAGUUCUCCCACAU